This is a messenger RNA of Apiotrichum porosum, 1452 nucleotides long. RefSeq lists its product as uncharacterized. Gene Ontology annotation, molecular function: hydrolase activity, hydrolyzing O-glycosyl compounds. NCBI's taxonomy places the organism in Eukaryota, Fungi, Basidiomycota, Tremellomycetes, Trichosporonales, Trichosporonaceae. The record is from RefSeq and is a predicted model, not a curated record. Bases 1 to 1452 code for a protein of 483 amino acids. The transcript has a single exon. Gene Ontology annotation, biological process: glucan catabolic process.
AUGCACAUGCGCACUCUCUGUCUCCUCCUCCCCAUCCUCGCGGCGUCGGCCCAGGCGGCUCGCCUUCCCUUCCGUCGUGGCCAGGAGCCCGUCAACAAGGCCGAGAUCGUCACCCCCGAGCAGCUCGCUGGAACCAAGUUCCUCGAGCAGAACGAGACGUUCCUUGGCCGCCGCCGUGUCGCCCCCGUUACCCAGCGUCGCCGGGUGCGUCGCCGUAAGGGCGAGUCGACCACGUCGUCAGGCUCUGCCGACUGUGGUGGCUCUUCCAACUCGACUUCGUCGUCGGCCUCUUCGGACGACUGGUCGCCCUCUGCCACUUCGACCGAGUCGGCUCCUAGUGAGACCGAGUCGUCGUCGUUUAUCGGCUCGGGCGGCUGGGCCACUCCCAAGAACGAGACUACGACCACCACCGGCUACAACAGCCAGUCUACUGCUGCCAGCUGGGGCGAGUCGAGCUCUGCGACCGGCGAGUCCUCUUACUCGGCCACUUCGACCUCGAGCGCAAGUACCAGCCAGUCGACCUCUACCUGGCAGCUCGUCGACACCAUUGCGGGCUCCAACUUCUUCGACUCGCAGUACUGGACCUUCUGGGACUACUCGGACCCCACCCACGGCGACGUCAACUACGUCGACUCGGCCACCGCCUGGAGCGAUGGCCUUGUCUCCAUUGACUCGAACAACCGCGCCAUCAUGAAGGUCGAGACCACGGCUACCGUCUCGAGCGUCCGCAAGUCGGUUCGUCUCCACAGCAAUCGUGUCUGGACCGGUGGUAUGGUCCUCAUGGACGCCUACCACAUGCCUACCGGUUGUGGCACCUGGCCCGCUUGGUGGCAGAACGGCCCCAACUGGCCCCAGGGUGGCGAGAUUGACAUUCUUGAGGGUGUCAACACCAACACUCAGAACCAGGUCUCGCUCCACACUGGUGUCGGCUGCACCAUGCCCACCGACCUGUCCAGCGGCAUGUCCGGUACCAUCACCACCGGCAGCUGGGACUCGUACGACUGCUCGUCCACCAACACUGGCAACCAGGGCUGUGGUGUCAUGGACACUACCAGCGACAACUCGUACGGCACCAGCUUCAACAACAACGGUGGUGGUGUCUACGCCCUCGUCUGGGUCACCACUGGUAUCUCGGUCUGGUUCCACCCCCGCGGCUCGAUCCCCUCGGACAUUACCAACGGCUCUCCCGACACUUCCAACUGGGGCACUCCCAUCGCUCACUUCCCGUCGACCAACUGCAACAUGUACGAGUUCUUCUACGACCAGUUCAACAUCUUCGACACGACCCUGUGCGGUGACUGGGCCGGCUCGUCGGGCUCGUGGGAUUCGUGCGCCGCCUCGACCGGUUACUCUACGUGCUCGUCCUACGUCCAGAACGAGGGCGCCGCGUUCAGCGAGGCCUACUGGGCAAUCAACUCGGUGACAUACUACAACUCCACCAGCCUGGUGUAA